Molecule: messenger RNA, 4286 nt
Organism: Venturia canescens
Lineage: Eukaryota; Metazoa; Arthropoda; Insecta; Hymenoptera; Ichneumonidae
Product: TD and POZ domain-containing protein 3-like
Exons: 3
Coding region: 2585-3652 (355 amino acids)
Biological process (GO): proteasome-mediated ubiquitin-dependent protein catabolic process; regulation of proteolysis
Cellular component (GO): cytoplasm
Molecular function (GO): ubiquitin protein ligase binding
Source: RefSeq, a predicted model, not a curated record
AGAAUUUAUUCGUUGAAUUUUGGAGCAUAACUCGAGCUAUUUUCAUUUGGUUUUUUUGAACUUUUGAUAAUGUCUUAAAAAUAAGAUUUGUUGAAGAAUCGAUUUUUUUUCGUUGGCUAAAAAUAGUUGUUGGACCCUCUAAAAGGGGGGGAAAAUGGUUUGAAAUUUGAAAGAAUUUAUUCGUUGAAUUUUGGAGCAUAACUCGAACUAUUUUCAUUUGGUUUUUUUGAACUUUUGAUAUAAUGUCUUAAAAAUACGAUUUCGAGGUUAAAUUCGUACGGAAUUUUCGAUAAGUUCGUUAGUGCAUUUUUUAUCGACGAUUAAGCAGCUCUUUUUAAGUCGAAUUUUGAGACUCUUCGUUCAAACACUCGCCAAUAAUGCGAAAAUGGACACUUUCGAAAUUCCCUUUGGACUUACUUUGCGACGAUUUUCUAGAUGAAGGAUCGAGUGCAUUUUUUUCUAAUCCAGAUGAAAAAUCGCACCAGUUGCGCUGCGUGAAUUUCUUUUUGAAUAAUUGACAUUUUUUUAUCAUAAUUUUUGCUCGUAUAGCUAAAUGCAUGCUCGAUAUUUUCCUGAAACGAAAAAAUAGUCGAAAAACAGGCCAAGCUGCGAGGAUUUUUUCACGUAAGAAGUGUCGGAAGAAAACGAGCAGCGCCAUUGUUUGGGGAAUGGUUCCGUAUGAGACAGAGACCUGUCGUCCACUCGAGUUUCUUAUUUAUAACUUUGUUAUUAACAAUUUAGUGCAAAAAAUCGCUGUUUUUUUAGUUUUUUGCUUAUAAAAUGAAAACUAUCGGAGUGAGCGCGAUGGUGUCAAGAGACGAAUUGUAGAGAAUAAAAAUACGAAGAAAACGAGAGGUCGGACGUCUCGAUCGGACCGUUAGUUGAGGAGAAAAUCGCUAAAAACCGACGAAAAUGGAGUUUUUUUCAAAAAUCAAUAUCUCAGUUAUUUUUUAAGCUACAGCGUAGAUCCUCCGGUCAGUAUAAGUUAUUGGCACGAACUUCAUUCGUGCGAAAAGCAGGCGCUGUCCGACGCAUACUUUCGGAUUUAUGGCCAUUUGAAUUUUUUCCUAUGCAAUUUUCCCGCAGCCCUUAAUGCCCCUGGAAUGCUCCGAUUUCAAUUUACCAAAAUUAUUUCGAAAGAGGAUUUCUUAUACUCGAAAAUGUUCAUCUCGGUUUUUCAUGAAAACCAAAAAAUUGUGGAAUUAUUUUUCAGCGAUCAUUGUGGAAGUUCUCCAUUAAAGAAAUUUUUGACAUUAAUUUAUUCGGUUGCAUAAAAAAAAUCAGCGUCUUUAUAUUCGUGCCCGUGUCGAUGUGCUACGGGAAACAGCUCGUUCCAACGGUUCGCACCUUAAAAACAAUAGGAAACGCGUAACACGCGCCCAUUAUGAGAGAGUGCACGAUAAAACAAUAAACGGAAGAUUUUCGUGGGAGAAGUGCAACCACGUUACGCAGAAAGAUAGUUGACUUUUGAAUGGAAAAAGGUGGCAGACUUGCGAGAACUGAAUAACGAGGUGUUGAUGCAGAGGGAGCUUCGCGUCGUUGGAAAGAAAGCAGCUUCAAAAAGGCGGCGGUAAUGGUCGAGAAGUACGUGACAUAAAAUUGAUGAUGUUGACUAUUUUUUGGGGAAAUCGAAUUUGUCAAUUUUCGGUGUGAGAAUUAAAAUUGUGAGGAAUUAAUUUUUUUCUCAUUUCCAUUCCUUUUUAUCGGAAAUUCAUUUUUUCCAUUUUUUCGAGGUUUUCUUUGUACUAAAAAAGUAAAGAAAUGGCCCUCGAAAUGAUGAUUGUAGGAAGCAAAUAUCAAGUUACCGAGUUGAAAAUGUUGUGCAUAUAAAUUAUACGUCUUUACUAAAUCUUCGUAUAUUAUUUUGAAACGUUUCAUUGAAUAAUAUUGUAUUAUUAUAAUUGUUUUCACGUCAAUUGUAAAUCUUGAGCUAUAAAAUGUAUUUUUUGUCAGGAAAAUUAAUGCUGUUUUUUAGUUGAAAUAAACUGGAAUUCACAAUUGCUGCAAAAUGAAACGUAACAAUAUUCUAUAUGCGCGAAAAACCGAUUCGUACGUAAUAACGGUUUGUUAUUUUUAGAAUUUUUACGUAUGCAGUCAUGGUGCGUGGAAAAAAAUGAAUUUUUUGUUCUUUUUGGCGAGGUUUCGAUGUACCCUAGUAGCAAUUUUCAAAAGUGCUACUAGGGUAGGCGAGCUUAUGGGAUUCCCGCCAUUUUCAGCUCUCGAGCGGAUAAUUAUUUGCUCGAUGUCUUUGUUGUCGCACACUCAAUGGAUCUGGCGUCGUCACUGUUACUUGGGUUCAGUUGAAAAGUUCACCGCUAAGUGCGCUAGUGCCGACUCGCAACUAUUUUUCAAACUUUCACCACAAAGAAGUCGUUUCGGUUACACUUAAGAUUUUCAGUUGUUCUAUUGUUCACGUCUCACGUGUCAGCCCAGUAGAAUUAGAAUUGCCGGCUUUUUUGUCUAACAUUAUUCGAGGCUACGUAAUAACUACGCGAAUGUAACUUCCGAUAAGUGGUAGUAACAACUAACCCGGGUCACUUCGGUGACACAUAUAAAUUGUCAGACAGCUCACUUAACGCUUUGAAUGUCGUUGGAUGAGAACAAAGUGAAAAACUCCUUGAAGACAACCCGAUUUAAUCAUUAUCCACCACGAAUGGAUAGGAGGCCCGAAAAAAUAUACAGCCAAAGAAUGCAGGCUCUGGAACGAUACUGCACGAAAUUCGAAUGGGUGUUGCCCGAUUGGAGCCUCCUCUAUGAUAACACUUAUUCAAGGGGAAUCAAAUCCGAUUCCUUCCCGCUUCAUGGCGUGCCUCCUUGUACUUGUCGAUUAUUUCUCAAUCUACAAGAUAAGGAGAGCAAUAUUCAUAUACUAUUAUCCGAUCCUGCAUCUAUUCUUGCAGCAAAAGUAACAUUGAUCAUUAAUGAGAAUUUACCAUCUAUAUGGAGCUUGAGUCAACCAGUCCUUAAAAACGAUCAUCUGGGAAUCAUUGUAUCACAGGAUAAGAAAGAAAUCUGGGAUGUGAUGAAUAUCGAUCCAUCAAAAGAAGUCAAAGAUACGUUAACUAUCGUAGCCAAUUUUGUAGUCACACCGUUUCCUGCACCUUUACCCUAUGAGAAUCCUGCUCCGACGAAUGUUCUGAGAAAAAUGAAAGCUUUAUUUGGUGAUAAGAAGUUCUGCGAUGUUACUCUCGUGUUCGACAACGAAGAAAUUCCAGCACACAAAUCUGUCCUGGCAGCACACAGCGAAGUUUUUCAAGCCAUGUUUUCAAGUCGGAUGACAGAAAACGAAGAAAACAGAGUCACAAUAGUUGAUAUAGAUGCAAAGCUGUUCAGAGAAUUUCUUAAUUAUUUGUACACUGGUCAGGUUAAUAAUUUGAAAGACUCUGUUGAAGAAAUGAUAAUGGUGGCAGAUAAGUAUCAAGUCACAGAGCUCAAAGAAAUGUGCGCAAAUUUUAUGUUAAAAAACCUCAACACCAAAAACGUUGUACAGUAUAUUCUCAUUGCCGAUAAGCUCUGCUGCAACAAAUUGAAAAAGGAAGCUUUACACCUUCUUCAAAACAGCUUGAGUGUGUACGAAAAUGUUAUCAAGGAAAGUAAUGUCGAGACAGUUGCAGAAUUAUCGAAAAUAUUGAGAGAUUCUUUAAAAACGUAGAUAAGAAAUAUUCCAACGAAACAAUGAAUUUUUUUUACCCAAUGUUCUUUUAUUUCGCUGUUCCAUGAUUUCACAUGUAAUGCUUCGGCUAAUUUUUUUUUUCUUACAUUUGAACAGUUUUUUUUUAAUUCAAAGAACAUUACUAAUUUUGAUCUCGUAGAGAGCUCACAAUCUUUUAUGUUCUUGGGAAUGCCUAAUCCCAAUCCAAUUAACCUUCAGAAUGAAAAGCAUCAAAUUUAGAAUAGAAAUCGACCUCCAAACUUUUAUUUUUUAUAAUAUCCUUUAUUAAAUUUUUUUUUAAUAUUUACUACACUUGUAAAAGUCAUGAGUAAGCUUAUUUACAGAACAAUAAUUAUAUUUGGUCCUUGCUUAUGUAUUGUGCAGUUUUAAGAAUAAUUUAUCGAGUGACAUUAUUAAAAGCGUAUUGAAAUAAAAAAUUUUUAAUUAUCUACUGUAAGUUGCUCAGAUAGUUUAUCAUUGCAUUUUAUUUCUCGAACUUGUUUUAUAGUUUUGUGAUAGUGUAAGUUUAAAAAAACGUGUAGGUAAGCUACUUGAUAUUAUAGAAGUAACCAUAUGGUGAAAAAAAUGUUUCCUUCAUACACGCUGUAAUAUUAAUAAAAGAAUUUUGAUUAGA